Messenger RNA from Nematolebias whitei (Rio pearlfish), 1817 nucleotides. RefSeq names its product chloride channel CLIC-like 1 (gene clcc1). Gene Ontology annotation, molecular function: chloride channel activity. Lineage: Eukaryota; Metazoa; Chordata; Actinopteri; Cyprinodontiformes; Rivulidae. Gene Ontology annotation, cellular component: endoplasmic reticulum; membrane. The record is from RefSeq and is a predicted model, not a curated record.
UUUUGGCUAGAAUGCAGCUAGCUGUCCUGCUCUGCUGCUUCUUACUGCCUGCUAUAUGUCAACAAAUGGACAACGACUGGCUUGACCCUUAUGACAUGGUCAACUAUGACUCAAGCACCAAAACAAUGAGAAAACCUCCUGAGUCCUCGACCUUUACUGAUGUGGCAACCAAAAGAGAGCAGAAUCAAGACCCGAACCAGGCUGACUUCAUGUCCUGCAUCCAACACGUAGCGGAACUUCAGAAGCAGAUUGAAAAACAAAAUAAGAUGAUCACAGACAUUCCACAGCAACCUACAUGCAAUCCAGUGUUCAAGAGGUUCCUAAGUCGACUGUUAAAGGAAAUACAGAGCAUCGGUGUGCCCAGUGAUUCCACGGACAUCUUCUAUGAUGCAAAAGUCAAACUGUCCAAACAAGCCAUGGCAGAGAUUCAGUCCCUUCUGAAUGGUGAAGACAGAUGGAGAACAGGGGCUCUGGACAAUGCUCUGAGUCAGAUGCUGGUGGAAUUCAAACCACAUGAUUAUGAAGCCUGGAAGUGGCGUUUUGAAGACACUUUUGGCGUGGAGCUUGACACAGUAUUAAAAAUUGGGAUGUUUAUUUUGACCUUGUCAGCCAUCAUCUGCACCCAGUUGUGGUCAACAGUUUCCUGGUUUGUGCAGUUCAAGAGGAUGUUUGCUGUUUGCUUCUUUGUCAGUAUAGUCUGGAACUGGUUGUAUCUGUAUCAGACUGCCUUUGCUGGGCACCAGAAAAAGAUAGUGAAGAUGGAAAACUUCAAUGAUAAAUGUACAGGUGUGAAGAAAAUGGACUGGAGUGAUAGUCUUAAAGAGUGGUACAGAACUACCUGGACUCUUCAAGAUGAUCCCUGUGAGGAAUACUAUAAAGUUCUCCUUAUUAACCCCCUCCUUCUGGUACCUCCAACCAAGGCAAUUUCAGUUACCUUCACAACCUUCUUCACGGACCCAUUGAAACACAUUGGGCAAGGGAUUAGUGAUUUUCUUCGAGCUCUCCUCAAAGAUCUACCAGUUACCCUUCAGAUCCCAGUCCUCAUCACUAUUGUGCUCUCUAUUUUGGUGCUCGUUUAUGGAAGUGUGCAAGCUGCCUUCCAGCAUGGCAUCAUGGCUCCUCUACGCCGUCCUCGACGGGAUCCUCCUCCUCCAGAGCUGGAGCAUCCACCACGUCUUCCUCUGAGGAACGAGGACCAUCAUGUCUUGGCAGGAGGGGAUGUACCUGCACCUGCACCUGCCAUACAGCACGUCCCAAUGCACCGAGCUGACAAUGCAAGGUUAGACAGGAAUAACGUUCAUCAGAGACGGCCCGACAGGUUCAGAGAAAAACCAGCACCCAUCCGUGUUGAGACACUGGGAAAUGCUGAUCCUCGGUUUGGUGAGGAUGAGACAGAUGAACGGCGUAAGAGAAGUCCUGAGGCAGAGGAAGAGAUCUCUGCCGAGUCAGGGACGGAAGAGCAGCAGGAGACGCAAAACGAGGAAGAGGGAGCGACUGCUGCUGCAAACACAACGCAGCCAAAGAACAAACCGACUGAACCAGAUUCAUCAGAAAAACAGAAUAAACCUUUUAAAGAGGAGAAACAUUCUCAGAGUCAACCCAGAGACGAUGCAGCAGCCAGACCUCGGCCAGCAGAAAGACAGCCUCCACAGAAUAAUGUUCAGUGUUGUAGGACAACUAGGAUGGUGAAAAUGUCCCUACAGCAUAAAAUGGAUCCAGAAGUCUCAGCAGAAGAAAAGAUGGCUCCGGUGCCACAGAGACCCAUCGAGACUGUCGGAGUUCCAGUUCAGGAAACAAAUCCAGCAGCAGUGGAUUAG